Limulus polyphemus (Atlantic horseshoe crab) is the source of this 1275-nucleotide messenger RNA. RefSeq names its product pyrokinin-1 receptor-like. The transcript is spliced from 2 exons. Bases 1 to 1104 code for a protein of 367 amino acids. Gene Ontology annotation, biological process: neuropeptide signaling pathway. Gene Ontology annotation, molecular function: neuromedin U receptor activity. Gene Ontology annotation, cellular component: plasma membrane. The record is from RefSeq and is a predicted model, not a curated record. NCBI's taxonomy places the organism in Eukaryota, Metazoa, Arthropoda, Merostomata, Xiphosura, Limulidae.
AUGGGUCCUAAGAGAAAGUCUUUGUUCUUCGUGGUACCCAUGACCCUGGUUUACGUAUCUAUUUUGGUUACUGGAAUAGUUGGUAACAUCUGUACAUGUGUUGUAAUUGCGAAGAACAAACACAUGCAAACGGCCACGAAUUACUAUCUUUUUAGCCUGGCUAUCUCGGAUCUCUUACUGCUGGUGUUAGGACUUCCUCAGGAAAUGUACCAACUCUGGGAGAGCUAUCCUUACAUUUUUGGAGAAUUCUUUUGUUUCUUUCGUGGCCUAACUUCAGAGACUUCAACAAAUGCGUCCAUAUUGACCAUCACCGCUUUUACAGUAGAGCGAUAUCUGGCUAUCUGCCAUCCUAUUCGAGCCCAUACAAUGUCCAAAUUAUCCCGAGCAGUUAAAUUUGUCAUAAUCAUCUGGAUUCUUGGAGCACUAACAGCUGUAGUCAUAGCCUUUCAGUUUGGUAUUGUGGUCUUAUUUGAUAUCUCUGACUAUGCUGUGUGUACAGUGAAAAGACCUUUGAAACAUGCUUUUGGAAUUUCGACACUUAUCUUCUUUAUCUUCCCUAUGAGUAUAAUUCUAAUACUCUACGUGCUCAUCGCUAUUCAGUUGCAACGGUCAUUAGAACUGUCUCAUGAUGAAACAACCCAUGGAACAAACAACGGAUCAAACCCUCAAAGUAUCCGUAGCAAACAUUCCAGACAGACUAUGAAGUCUUCCACCAGCAACUCCUCUCGUAGGGCGGUGAUCAAAAUGUUGGUUGCUGUGGUGGUGACAUUUUUUGUCUGUUACGCUCCGUUUCACGCGCAACGUCUGAUGGCGACUUACGUCACAGAUCCUACGCCUACAGAGACCAUUAUUUACGACGUACUAAUGUACAUGUCAGGCGUGCUAUAUUACGUCAGCGCUACCAUUAAUCCUAUCCUGUACAGUAUUAUGUCAUUCAAAUUUCGACAGGCUUUUAAGGAGACUUUAGCAAAAUGCUGUGGAAGACAAAUUGCACGAUCUCAAAACUUCACGGUCAUGCCUAGAUACAUCGCACGUCACUCUACUGCCUUCGAAACGACAGACCUAACUGUACUCUCCGAGUCAUCACAUCCUUAUCAACGUUGAACUUCUGCAGUUCAGCAAUAUUACUCCAUGUCUGAGGGUAUAAAAAGUAACCCUUCUGCUCGGGAACAAGUCAGAGAGACGGGAGUGUCUAGCAUUUUCAAUCCACAAACCUGAAGACGAAAACGGAAGGAUGAGUUUCAGUCUUCAGGGGACGAAUGAUGGCGCUUUUAU